AUGGAAAAUCUCGAACUGGAGGAGGGCAACGAACCAGAAAGUAAGGAUUGUUUGGCCAAUUUCAACUUGUAUAUCACUUCAUUUGAACCGCGUUCUUCCAUAGUAACUCAGAAGACUGAAGUCUCGGCAGCAGUGGUGGAUGCUCCGCUGGAACUAUGGUGUCGGCUUCGUCCGAGAAGCAGCCAAGGAAGCCGCGGAGAAAGCUCAAAAAGAUCUCUGGACAUCGAGAAUUCUGACACACCGCCGCUUCCGCCGAUGUUGGAGAAUUCGAUUCCCCGCAAGAAUAGGACAUCAAACCGUGGCGGUGGCGCAGCUAGUCCAGUUUCUGUCGGUGAGGUUCAGGAUUCAUCAUCUAGGGCGCUUGCUCUGUUUUUUGACUCGAAGUAGACUGGACUAAUACAGAAGCUCAAGCAGUGGUAACUUUUUCUUUUUUAUUUCAAUCACUUUCAGGAUAGAUUAUCCUACCAGUUUGACCUAACAAUCAUAAUCAUUGGUUUUACAACAGUACUGCUACAAUUAGAGAUGGGUUCUAAAUCUUUGAGUGGAUGAUGUCUAGUGUUAAUUAGAUUGAAUUUACUAUUGCCUCGUGACAAUCGAGGCAAUAGAUUAUCAAGAUUUCAAUUCUUUUCAAGCAUAUAGAAACAAAUUCAGUGCUUUUGUCGAGAUAAAAUGACCAAAGAGGGAACCUGUUGGGGAGCAUUGUAGCCGGGAGAAAGCCGGAAAACAUCAGCUUCAAGAGGCAUAUCAAGGGCUUUAACAUCAGCUCGAAC
Molecule: messenger RNA, 770 nt
Organism: Oldenlandia corymbosa var. corymbosa
Lineage: Eukaryota; Viridiplantae; Streptophyta; Magnoliopsida; Gentianales; Rubiaceae
Source: the annotation of a GenBank genome assembly